AUGGCUGAAAAUCUAUCAUUUGUUCUUCGGGCGGUCAAAGAUGUAGCUUUCGAGGAUAGGCCGAAACCCAAGCUGAGGGACCAGCAUGAUGUUAUCGUGCAUGUCUCCCAGACAGGCAUCUGUGGUAGCGAUGUCCAUUACUGGCAACGGGGGCGCAUUGGCAACUACGUACUCACAGGCCCCAUGGUGCUUGGACAUGAGUCCUCUGGCGUAGUUGCUGAAGUAGGCUCUCUCGUCAAGCACCUCAAGGUUGGUGACCGAGUCGCGAUGGAACCCGGUGUGCCUUGUCGGCGAUGCAGCCACUGCAAAGGGGGCCGCUACCAUAACUGCGGAGAGAUGAUUUUUGCUGCCACGCCACCUUGGGACGGCACACUGGCGAAAUACUAUGUCAACGCCUCGGACUUUUGCUACAAGGUCCCUGAUUCCAUGAACAUGGAGGAAUCCGCCAUGGUUGAGCCUGUCGCCGUUGCUUGCGCGAUCAACAAGACAGCUGAUGUUCGAGCUCACCAAACAGUCAUUGUUAUGGGGUGUGGUCCCAUCGGAAUUCUCACUCAAGCUGUCGCGAAGCAGUCUGGUGCCAGGAGGGUCAUAGGCGUCGAUAUUGUGCAGUCACGUUUGGAUCUGGCAGCGCACUACGGCGCCGAUGAAACAUUCAUGCCUCCCCGCCCUGUACCUGGUGUUGAGCCCAUCGUGCACGCGGAAAAGGUCGCCGGCUUGAUCAAAGAGAAAUUCAAUCUCGGUGACGGGGCUGAUGUUGUCUUGGAAUGCUCUGGUGCUGAGGCGUGCAUCCAGAUGGGCAUCUUCGCCACAAAACCCGGCGGUACAUUCACACAGGCCGGGAUGGGGAAAGAAAACGUACUCUUCCCCAUCACGUACGUUUGCACUCAGGCCUUGGUGAUCAAAGGUUCCAUCAGAUACCUCAAUGGAUGUUACCCAGCUGCUAUUGACUUGAUAUCGAGUGGAAAGAUUGAUGUCAAGAGAUUGAUCACAAACCGGUACAAAUUCGAACAAGCUGAAGAGGCAUUCGAGUUGGUUAGGCAGGGUCGGCAGGAUGUUUUUAAGGUCAUGAUCGAGGGUGUUCAAUAG
This is a messenger RNA of Clonostachys solani, 1086 nucleotides long. The record is from the annotation of a GenBank genome assembly. Lineage: Eukaryota; Fungi; Ascomycota; Sordariomycetes; Hypocreales; Bionectriaceae.